AUGACUGCAAGCCACUUCAUCGUGUUCUCUGUUAUGAUUGCAAUCUGUAACAGUCAAAGAUCACCUUAUGCUGGACGCAGACCUAUAGGCUUUCCAAUAGUUGACACUACAACUACAACAACAACUACUGAUAACUUAGGAAAUAGGUUUGGGGAAAAUGGAACCACAACUACCACCACUACUCAGCGACUACCUAUAGAAGCACUAGGGGAUAGAGAGUUGGUCAAUCGACUGGGCAAGUUACCAGAAGACAAGCAACCGUUUUGGUUUCUCAACUGGCAAGCAUUAGAGGAGUUCAGAAAACAACCACAAUCUUUUGAAUUACGUCCUAGUGUGUUUGUAGAAAAUUCUUUUAGCACUUUUCAAAAUACAAAUCAAAAUGUCCAGCCAAACGAGCAAAACGUUCCAAGUUUACAGCAGAACCCUCGGCCGAUUGAAAACCAAAAUUUGCAACCAAAUCUUCUCAGAUUAAGUGGAACAAACAAUCAAAGUUUGCAAUCAAAUCUUAUCCCAGCUGAAAACAACGGUCAAAAUUUUUCUCAACCU
This is a messenger RNA of Brenthis ino (lesser marbled fritillary), 546 nucleotides long. The record is from the annotation of a GenBank genome assembly. NCBI's taxonomy places the organism in Eukaryota, Metazoa, Arthropoda, Insecta, Lepidoptera, Nymphalidae.